This is a messenger RNA of Carlito syrichta (Philippine tarsier), 1665 nucleotides long. It is a transcript of the gene CCDC162, whose product is annotated as chromosome unknown C6orf183 homolog. NCBI's taxonomy places the organism in Eukaryota, Metazoa, Chordata, Mammalia, Primates, Tarsiidae. The record is from RefSeq and is a predicted model, not a curated record.
AUGGCCCUGCAUCUGCUGGCUUUGGAUGAUGGAACUGAGCCCGGUGACAGGAACCCUGUCCUAAGGAGAGGGGCCUGUCUGUCCUUUCUGUAUCUGUGCCACCUUCACAUCAGAGAAGUGCAGCAGCUCUGCUUAGGAAUUCUGAACUACUUCAAAUCCAUCGAGAGAAUGCUGACUAUCAACACUUUGGGGCUUGCCUUGGUUUCGGGGAACCCGGUCCCUGUGUGGAGGCCUGAUACCCUGCAGUAUGUUCAGGACCUGCUAGAACUUGAGGUAGCAGAGGUGGGAAAUGGGGCUGCAGAGAGGGCCAAACCAGGAAAAGCCAGACUCUCCUUAGGAGGUGGGGCGCAUUCCAAGCUCCUGGGCUUGGCUUUUGUCCUCCAGGCCCACAGCAUCCAGCUCUUGGAGUUCUCGGAAGUGGAGAACCAGGAUGACUACUACAGCACCGAAGGCUGUGUUCACACCCAAGACCAGCAAGCACACAUCAUGGAUGCAGAGACCUUGGGUCACAAAGAGGGCAGUGAGCCAAAGAGUGGCCAGGCCUGGGGAUGGGCCCAUGCAGGUAGGGACAGGUUUGCUGUGCUAUACGACAUGUAGCAAGCAGCCCUUCUGGAAAACAAGUGCCAGCUUCUUGACUGUUACUUAGAAGACUUCCAGCAUGCUUUGGACCCCGAGGAGUGGUUUGCCUUGGCACAGGUGAGGAUGGACAUCAUGUACUGGGGCCCGGGGUUUGACCUUGGCCACCCUUACUUCAUUAAGGCCUACCGAGGUGAAUGCACUUGUCUGAGGCUUCACCUGUAGCUAAUGUGGGCCGUCCUCAACCAGCAAGAGUAUGUCCAGAGGCUUUAGCGUGAGGAUCUUCUGGACAACAGUAAUACAUUCAGACUUCCCCUUAACAUAAUUUGCCAACAACCAAUUUUUUUUUUUUUUUUUGACCCAGCUGUGAAAAAUGUUUAUCCGCUAGAGUUCCACCCCUCCCUAGGUUUGGCAAUACUCAUCUCCAGAGCCCUGGAGCACCUCCUCCCUCAGCCCACAUCAGCCAGUAGCCUUACCUUGCUGGAAUGACGUGGCCUGCAGCUGGCCAUGGACCCAUGGCUCACCCCAGUUGAGCCUGAGGCCUGGUACAGCCCACAGCUCCAGAAAGAUCUAUUUUCAGCUAACAUGAUGGGAGAUCCUUCUCUCAUGGGGGAGACAGGCCUGUUCACACUCAGGUCUGCAGUUGACAAAGGACAGAAACAAGGCCGGUCCUCCGUGCUGCUCCUGGAGAUGUCUUCCAAACUUCUGGAACUCUUGACCCUCUGUCACCAGCUGACAGAAGCAAGCCUGGAGAGUGCACACCUAGCUCAGCUCUAUAAGGAACUGGCAAGGGAGAUGGGUUUUGAAGAGUUCCAUUUGUAUCUGAAGUCUGUUCACUUUGAAUUUGUAUCACACAAGGACACACCUCCAAUCUUCAUCACCUCUCUCCCGUUCCAUUCAGGAGUGGAAAAUAUGCAGGUGACUCUUGCAUGCCAAGCUGCUCAGAAAAAUGCUUGAAUGGUGGCUAUUCAGCAAGCAUAGUUCUAUUACACCCCUCAAAAGAGCUGUCCUGCUGAUGUCAAGGUCAACUUGCAUGAUAGAGAAGUCAAAGUCAUGUUACCACUACUGCCAGCUAAUGUUAGGCUGCCC